This is a messenger RNA of Frankliniella occidentalis (western flower thrips), 868 nucleotides long. Its product is annotated as low-density lipoprotein receptor-related protein 2-like. Gene Ontology annotation, cellular component: plasma membrane. The record is from RefSeq and is a predicted model, not a curated record. The transcript has 4 exons. Gene Ontology annotation, molecular function: protein binding. Lineage: Eukaryota; Metazoa; Arthropoda; Insecta; Thysanoptera; Thripidae. Bases 210 to 842 code for a protein of 210 amino acids.
CCAGCAGCCCAGCCCCAGCCCAGCCUCCCCUCAGUGCCAGGCCGAACGUCCAUGCGAGUGGAGCACGUCCGCGGCGCCGGAGCCGAGCAGAGCCGAGCCGUGCCGUGCCGAGCCGAGCGCAGCUGGCUUGUGCCGAGGCUCUGCCCCGGACGAUGUGAACGCACAGCGCGCCGCACGGACAUGACCACGCUCGACCGUGCCUAGUCAGGAUGGUCCUCGUGGUGGCGGCGCCCCCGCCGCUCAUGCUGCUGUUGCUGGUGCUGGUGCAUCUGCCUCUACAUUUUGCCGCGCCCCACAACGCCACCGGGGAACCAUGGUGGACUGGCGGACCGGCCGUCUCCUACACCCGGGGCGCGGCCCGCCCCAUGUACACCGGGCGAUCCUACGACUACCACACUCUCGCCAGGCACCCGCCCAACCUGCCCGACCAGCUGGCGACGGGCCUGACGGUGCUCCGCCACGGCGGCAAGUCGCCCGGGUCGCUGCCGCACCUUCCCCGCGGCCAGGGCAUGCCGCCGCACUCGGUCAACUACGACGAGCUGGACGCGCGCCAGUACAUGGGGCAGUUGCCCAACCAGCCUUGCCCGGCGUGCCCGCGCGGCCGCAUCCUCUGCCCCGUCACCUGCGAGUGCAUCCCGGAGAAGCUGCGCUGCGACAACGCCAAGGACUGCGUCAUGGGCGAGGACGAGAUGGACUGCGACGGCGAGUGCAAGUCCCCCGGGACCGUGUCGUGCCCGACCACCAAGCGGUGCAUCGCCUCGCACUGGAUGUGCGACGGCGUCGACGACUGCGGCGACAACUCGGACGAGCUGCAGUGCGGUGAGUGUCCCGCCGUACCUUAACAUAACGUAACAUAACCUUAAAAAAA